Molecule: messenger RNA, 2544 nt
Organism: Engraulis encrasicolus (European anchovy)
Lineage: Eukaryota; Metazoa; Chordata; Actinopteri; Clupeiformes; Engraulidae
Product: heat shock protein HSP 90-alpha 1-like
Exons: 4
Coding region: 116-2272 (718 amino acids)
Biological process (GO): cellular response to heat; protein folding; protein stabilization
Cellular component (GO): cytosol; protein-containing complex; myelin sheath
Molecular function (GO): ATP hydrolysis activity; disordered domain specific binding; ATP-dependent protein folding chaperone
Source: RefSeq, a predicted model, not a curated record
AGCACAUUGCCAGAGAGUAGCACACAUUGCUCAGGAGAGACAGAGAUCGGAAGCAUUAUCUUCCACAAGACUUUGUUUUUUUUCUGUUGACUUAAUUCAUCUUAUUUAUUACACAAUGCCAGCAGGACAAGCGAUGGAGGAGGCUGAGACUUUCGCCUUCCAGGCGGAAAUCGCCCAGUUGAUGUCUCUGAUCAUCAACACAUUCUACUCGAACAAGGAGAUCUUCCUCCGAGAGCUUAUCUCCAACUCUUCAGACGCCCUGGACAAGAUCAGAUAUGAGAGCCUGACAGACCCUAGCAGACUGGAGUCCUGCAAGGACCUCAAGAUUGACCUCAAACCAGACGCGCUCACACGCACGCUGACCAUCACAGACACAGGCAUCGGCAUGACCAAGGCAGACCUCAUCAACAACCUGGGUACUAUUGCCAAGUCUGGCACCAAGGCCUUCAUGGAGGCCCUGCAGGCUGGAGCCGACAUCUCCAUGAUCGGGCAGUUUGGCGUGGGUUUCUACUCCGCCUACCUGGUGGCCGAGAAAGUCACUGUCAUCACCAAGCACAAUGAUGACGAGCAGUAUAUCUGGGAGUCUUCAGCCGGUGGAUCCUUCACAGUCAAGCCAGAUACUGGUGAAUCCAUUGGUCGUGGAACAAAAGUCAUUCUCCUGUUGAAGGAGGACCAGACAGAGUACGUGGAGGACAAGCGCAUCAAGGAGGUUGUGAAGAAACACUCUCAGUUCAUCGGCUACCCCAUCACUCUCUACUGUGAGAAAACAAGGGAGAAGGAGGUUGACCUUGAUGACGGUUCAAAGAUCGAAGAGAUUGACCCAGAGGCGGAGAAAGACAAGCCUCAGAUUGAGGAUCUGGGAGCCGAUGAAGACGAAGAUAAAAAAGAGAACAAGAGGGUGAAGAAGGUGAAGGAGAAGUACAUGGACAUCACUGAGCUGAACAAGACCAAGCCCAUCUGGACUCGUAACCCGGACGACAUCACCAACGAUGAGUACGGAGAGUUCUACAAAAGCCUCACCAACGACUGGGAGGACCACCUGGCCGUCAAGCACUUCUCUGUGGAGGGUCAGCUGGAGUUCAGAGCCCUGCUCUUCUGUCCCAGGAGAACCCCCUUUGACCUGUUUGAGACCAGGAAGAGGCGAAACAACAUCAAGCUCUACGUGCGUAGGGUCUUCAUCAUGGACAACUGCGAGGAGCUCAUCCCAGAGUGGCUGAACUUCAUGCGUGGUGUGGUGGACUCCGAGGAUCUGCCCCUCAACAUCUCCAGAGAGAUGCUGCAGCAGAGCAAGAUCCUGAAGGUCAUCCGCAAGAACCUGGUCAAGAAGUGCCUGGAGCUCUUUGCUGAGAUUGCGGACGACAAGGACAACUACAAGAAGUUCUACGAGCAGUUCUCCAAGAACAUCAAGCUGGGCAUCCACGAGGACGCACAGAACCGCAAGAAGCUCUCAGACCUCCUGCGCUACUACACCUCCACCUCCCCGGACGAGAUGAUCUCCCUUCAGGACUACGUGUCCCGCAUGAAGGACAACCAGAAGCACAUCUACUACAUUACUGGCGAGACAAAGGAGCAGGUGGCCAACUCUGCCUUCGUGGAGCGUCUGCGCAAGGCCGGCCUGGAGGUGAUCUACAUGAUCGAGCCCAUUGACGAGUACGGCGUGCAGCAGCUGAAGGAGUACGAUGGCAAGAACCUGGUGUCCGUCACCAAGGAGGGCCUGGAGCUUCCGGAGGACGAGGAGGAGCUGAAGAAACAGGAGGAGCUGAAGGUCAAGUUCGAGAACCUGUGCAAGAUCAUGAAGGACAUCCUGGACAAGAAAGUGGAGAAGGUGACAGUGUCCAACCGGCUGGUGUCCUCCCCCUGCUGCAUCGUGACUAGCACCUACGGCUGGACGGCCAACAUGGAGCGCAUCAUGAAGUCCCAGGCCCUGAGAGACAACUCCACCAUGGGCUACAUGACCGCCAAGAAGCACCUGGAGAUCAACCCCUCGCACUCCAUCGUCGAGACCCUCAGAGUAAAGGCCGAGGCCGACAAGAAUGACAAAGCCGUGAAGGACCUGGUGAUCCUGCUGUUUGAGACCUCCCUGCUGUCCUCAGGCUUCACCUUGGAGGACCCCCAGACCCACGCCAACCGCAUCUACAGGAUGAUCAAGCUGGGUCUGGGCAUCGAAGAUGACGGCUCAGCUGACGAUGACCUUCCUCUGCCCGGAGAGGAAGACAUGCCUUGCCUUGAGGAUGACGAUGAGGACACAUCAAGGAUGGAGGAAGUCGAUUAAAUAGACUGCUGAGCGCCAUACUAUUUCAUUUUGAAUUGUUUUGUCAUGCUAUUUCAUUUUGAAUUAGUUUUUUUUCUUCUCUUUUUUAGUAAAAUUGUCCAAUUUGUGAUAAGAUGUCUGAGUAAUACUUGCCAAAUAUUGAAAUGUCUUCAGAAGACACUUUGUUCUUCUGACAUGACUAAUUUCUGCAAUAUUUCAGAUCUCUUUUUUUGUUUCUUAUGAAAAAAUAUUUUUCUAUCGUCUUAAUUUUUAAUAAAACAAAUAAAUUAAAA